Molecule: messenger RNA, 4821 nt
Organism: Crotalus tigris (Tiger rattlesnake)
Lineage: Eukaryota; Metazoa; Chordata; Lepidosauria; Squamata; Viperidae
Gene: SRRM4
Product: serine/arginine repetitive matrix 4
Exons: 13
Coding region: 355-2193 (612 amino acids)
Biological process (GO): neuron maturation; regulation of RNA splicing; mRNA processing
Cellular component (GO): nucleus
Molecular function (GO): mRNA binding
Source: RefSeq, a predicted model, not a curated record
AAGGAAGGAAGGAAGGAAGGAAGGAAGGAAGGAAGGAAGGAAGGAAGGAAGGAAGGAAGGAAGGAAGGAAGGAAGGAAGGAAUUGGCCGUCUCUCAAUCAUUCGUCGGGUUGAAGAGAGAAGGGAAAAAAAAAAAAAAACCAAACCCGCCUCGGUCAAGGUAUCUCCGUAGCUGGAUCGAGAGGCAGGGAGAGCCGCCUCCUCCAGGGCCGUCUACUCGGCAGCCCCCGACCCAGGGUCCCAAAGGCACGGAAAGAAGCCCCCUCCUCCGGACGCGGAGAACCCCCCCCCCCACACACGCCCUGCUGGAUGUCAACGCGGGGCGCCUUUUCAGAACCCCGGAGAGCUCCGCAACAUGGCCAGCCUACAGCAAGGCGAGAAGCAGCUGUUUGAGAAGUUUUGGGAAGGGACCUUCCGAGCCGUGGCCACCCCCAGGUUGGGGAGCAUCAUCAUGACCAAGAUCACCUCCCGUGCCAAGCCCCUGGCCAGCACUGAUGUCCGCAGUUGCCUGCCUCUUCCAACAGAAGUCACCCCUUCCGGAGAAUCACACCCAGCUGGAGAAACCCGCAAUGUCAACGGUUGUGAGAGGCAGAAGAACAGCCUGGAAGACUACACACAAAAAUCACACAGUCCAUCUUGGGAUGCUGAAUCUUCCCCACCUCCAUCCAAGGGAAAGAAAAAGAAGAAAAAAUCAGCAAGGAAGAAAAGAAGGAGAUCUCCCUCUUACAGUGUUUCUCCUCCAAAGAAGAAGAAGAAAAAGAAGAGUUCAAAGAAAAGGAAAAGAAACAGGAUAUCUUCAAAGAAGAAAAGACACAGUUCAUCCAGCCCCAAGAGAAAAAGGAAGGAGGGAAGGAAACACAAAAAGCAUUCUCGUAGCCGUCCACAGAAAUCCAGGCGCCAUCGUUACCGUUCUAGUUCAAACAGCACCAACUCUCAGUCGGAGAGCUGUGGAAGCCGACAUAGGCUGAGAAGCCAAUUGCAAGAUAAAGGCGGGAAAGGGAGACUCGGCCGAUCACGGCAUGCGUCAAAGAGGACUUCUCACUCCGACGAAGCAGGAGAGUUGGCUGGGAGCCCCUUCCUGGGCUGCACCCUGCAGAACAAUUACUUUCUCUCCACGGCUGAACUUAUCUCAAAUUCUGGGUCUGCGACUGGCCUCUUUAAAAAAGCAACGGGCCAGUUGGGGAACCAAAGUAAAGAGACCAGAGAUGUCCAUGAAUAUGACUCGGGCAACGCAACUUCUUCCCCCCCGUCUGUUCAGACAAGCACAUCCAGGUCAAAAGGCAGUCAAGAAACCAAGGGCGAAGCCUGCAAUGGCUUCGGCCAGGCCUUCUCUUCAGGGAAAGCCAGCAGUGUCAGCAGCCCUGAUUCGGGGAACUCACUACACAGCUAUAGCUCCCAAUCAAAAGGACAAGCUUUGGAAGAACCAAGUCCGUCCCCAGGGCAUCUGUGCAAAGAUCAAAAUGGAGGGUCUUGGCCCUCUCUUGAGCCACUUGGAAAGAAGAAGGCCAACGUUAUCUCGCCACCGUUUUCCAGUUCUCCACUUCAGCCAUGUCUUCGAAAUGAAUCUCCUUCCAGCAGGUCAUCUCUGGACUCUGAAUCUUUGCAUCACAAGCUGGGGCGGAGAUCUUCACCAAGUCCAUCUUGUUGCUCAUCAAAAUCAAGAUUCUCUUCCCGUUCCCCUAGUUCCUCUCCCAAAUCCUGCAAGAGAACAGCUGGAAGCAGAAAUUCAAGAUCCCAACGCAGCUCCAGCUAUUCUCGGUAUAGGACUGGCAGAGGUUGUGAACAAGAUCACAGUUACGGCUCCAGUGGGAAGGAGUCCCACAGGCAUCAGGACCGCCGGCGGCGCAAAGAGUGCUAUUCCCCCAUGAGGAAGCGUCGGAGAAAUUCUCCCAGCCACUUGGAAGCCCGGCGGAUAACCAGUGCCCGGAAGCGCCCCAUCCCUUACUACAGACCGAGUCCUUCCUCCUCCUCCCCCAGCAGUUCAAGCGUUUACUCCUCAGAGUACAGCUGUCUCAGUUACUCUCCAGCACGGAGCCGCAGUUACUCAAGUGAUAGGAGCAGCUGCAGUCGGAGUUGGAGCAGUUACGCCAAGAGCAGCCAAAGCCGGAGUAGCAGAGGGAGAAGCCGUCCACGAAGUAGCAGCAGGAGCAGUUCUGCCUCGGUGGGCAGCUAUGACAGUUUGCGGCGUUCGUAGCGGCUCUCCCUUGUGGAUUUCAAUCACCUGCCUCUACUCCAACCCACGCCAAUGGACAACCUUCUCCAGAUGAUCCUCCAUCCAUUGCUCCUCGGAAUAACGUAGCCUACCGCGGCCCGGGGUAGGGGGAUUGUCUGAAAGGAAGACUUCCCUCUUCCAUGUCCUGUGGUCCCCGUUGUAGAAAUUCUGGUCCUCACUCUGAUUGUGUUUCCAUCACACACACACACACACCACCCUCAGUUUGGUGUUCCAUUUCUUUUUUGCGGCUUCGCUUUGGAUAGGGUGGAAUUGAAGGAUGUUGUAGGCCAAGCAUGAAACAAGAUGAAUUUUGGGGUGUGCAAGCUCAGUGGGUUGAUGGAGAAGACCCACCCAGAAGAUGUCCCUGGUCCUCCUACAGAAACGGAAACAUCUCAACAUCCCUUCUUCAUGCUAGGAGGCACAUCCUUCCAUGCAAGCCCCAUAAUGUCUGAGCCCUAUGGGAUAUGUCAUCCGUCCUCUUCCCAACUGCCUCCCACUGACUAGCUGUGUGCAGAUAGUCCUCAAUUUACAGCAGCUCAUCCGGUGACCCAUUCGGAGUUACAACAGCACUGGGAAAAGCGAGUUAUGACUAUUUCUCACACUUACAACCAUUGAGGCAUUCCCUUGUGGUCACGUGAUCCAAAUUCGAGCAUUUGGCAACCGGUUCAUAUUUACGACAGUCGCAGCAUCCCGGGGAUCCCCUUUUGUGACCUUCUGACAAGCAAAGUCAAUGGGGAAGCUGGAUUCACUUAACAACCGUGUGACUGACUUAACAACGGAGAAGAUUCAUUUGACAGUUGCGGCAAGAAAAGUCACAAAACAGGGCAAAGCUCACUCCACCGCUUGUCUCGCUUAGCAACGGAUAUUUUGGGCAAGGGACUACCUAUAUUAUGUAAGGCAAGAGGGCCAAAUAAAUCCAUAUAUUACGUUCUUUUCCCAGAGGCCAAGACAUCGGGGGGGAGGAAAAAAGAGGACCCCCGCUUAAAGGCCCACUCUAUGGAAGCCAACAAUCCUUCUCUUUGCUCUGUCCGUUCAGCGUCAUUCUAUGUUUCUUCCUUAAUUUAUUCAUUAUUUAUUAUCUUGGUCCGUUCUGAUGGAAUGAGCGGGAAAUUGUGGCACUGCCACUAUUGAUUUUUAAUUUAUUGUGUCUUUUGUUUUUUUCAGUAUUGUAUUGCUGUUAGAUUCGGGGGUUUGGUUGGCUCGGAGACCCACCAUUUUCUUAAAACUCACUUAAGAAAUCUUUCACCCAGCAGCAUAAAUUUUGAGUUUGAUUGUGGCCGUAAGUCAAGGAUUAGCUGUACUUUAAAAAAAAUAAUACCGACAAAUCAGGCUCAACUUCCAGCACAUUCUAGAAGCAUCUCAUUGUCGUGGUUUGGCAUAGGGUACAACUCCCACGGUGAGUUCGUUCCUUUCAACGAAUAAGCAGGAAUGAAUGAAUGAAUGAGGGCAGCGACGCCACUUCCUGUUUUACCGUUGUCCUUUGGCAACCGGGCAAGUUGAAAACAAUGGUUCUCCAACCUUCCAAUUUUAAAUGCUACCUUGGAUCUCUCUGUAUUCUUUGAUCUUCCCACAGGAGUUCAUGUAACAAACACAUGCAAAGGAACCAAUAAAAAAACCAAAAAAGGGGUAAAAAACACCACCACCAUAACACACCUACGGUAUUUCAUUGCCACGAUGUGGGUUCUGCUCCCAGAAAUGCACACGUUGCUUGGGUCUUUGCGUAAUCUGUCCAACCUGGAAUAAUUUGAGCCCGGUCAUUUAUGAGAAUUCUGGGUUGUGUUUGUUCGAUAAACGAGUGGUUUGCUUUCUCGGCUGUCCACGGACUUCUCAGGAGUCUUAUCCAAUGCUGAAAUUCGAAGGCAUCAAUGCUCUUUCUAUUCUGUGUUUAUUUUUUUGUCUUAUUUUAGCAUAUUGUGUACGAUGUCAGGGAAAUCUACACAUGCAAGAAACACAAUGCAAUCCUGACAGACUGCUAGUUUGUUCUGUUCAGCGCUUGUAUGCCUAUCCUUGGUACACUGCACACACACACAUUAGCGACACUCAGUUUGCUGGUUCUUCUGGGCUUCUCUGCCGGUCUUGCCUCACCUUGAUCCAUGAUGCAAUGCCUCGGGUCUGGCCAGAUCCAGCGCCGGCUUCUGCUCUCCACACACACACGAACACAGUUAGGUUUUCUUCCCACCAAAGUGGUACCCGUUUAUCUACUCGCAAUAUUGCCUGCCUUCCAAUUGCUGAGUGGAGAGGAGCUAGAGAACGAGUGACGGGAGCUCACUCCGUCUCACUGAACCGGACUUGAACCAACGGAAUGCAAAUCAUUUCUGGCUGGCAGUUCCAGCCACGGCACUAUUGCAUCCCCAUUGUCUGUCCUAUGACAAUGAGUUCUCUAUCUCUCUUGCCCUGAUCCCCAAAGAAGUAUAGCAUUUUAUCCUAGAAUAAUCAGGGGUCUCCAACCCCUGGUCUGUGGAUCAGCACCAAUCCGUGACAUGCCAGAAACCGGUCUGCGCAAACAAGGGAAGCCCCAUCCAAAUAAAACCACACCCCUUCCAGUCCAUGGAAAACCCUCUUACCAUGGAACUGGUCCUUGGUGCCCAAAAGGUUGGGGGCCACGGCCCU